Messenger RNA from Papaver somniferum (opium poppy), 339 nucleotides. RefSeq lists its product as uncharacterized. Lineage: Eukaryota; Viridiplantae; Streptophyta; Magnoliopsida; Ranunculales; Papaveraceae. The record is from RefSeq and is a predicted model, not a curated record. Bases 27 to 281 code for a protein of 84 amino acids. The transcript has 2 exons. Gene Ontology annotation, cellular component: mitochondrial matrix.
CCGGUCCAACUUUGGAAUUCGAUGUUAUGGUUGAGGCAGAUGAAAUUACAAUCAACAAUUUGGCUGUCAAGAAUCCAAAUGUUUCGGAUGAGGAUAUUGCUUACGAAGGACCUGAGUUCUCGAGUUUGGAUGCGGAACUGCAUGAAGCUUUCCACACAUAUUUGGAAGUCAGAGGGAUUAAACCAAGCAUUGCCAAUUUCUUACAUGACUACAUGGUUAAGAAAGAGCAUAAGGAAUACACUGCGUGGUUGAAGAACUUGAAGAAUUUCAUUGCCAACUAGAUGUUGCUCGAGUUCAAGAGCUUUUGAAGGUUAAAUACUCUUGCGCAGGGUUAGGAAA